Colletotrichum truncatum is the source of this 1899-nucleotide messenger RNA. RefSeq lists its product as uncharacterized. The record is from RefSeq and is a predicted model, not a curated record. Lineage: Eukaryota; Fungi; Ascomycota; Sordariomycetes; Glomerellales; Glomerellaceae.
AUGAAACAGCAUGCCGUUGCCAUUCCAGAGAAGAUUUCAUUCAUUGAGGAGCGAAUUGGUAGCGGAAAUACGCUCGUUCGUAUACUGAAGGACGCUGACAGUUUUGCCACUGUGCGGCUACUCCGCAGAGGCUGUCGUCGGUAUCGAUUCGACAAAGACCUUGGACCAGACUCAUAUUAUGCCGGAAUCGACGGGGGCAUAUUCUCUCCUUGCUAUAUCCGUUACCCAAAUCGCAGAAGGCACCUGGAUAUGGGCAAUCACUAUGGUGGUAUUCUUUUUGGCAUAGGCAACACUAACAAAGCUGGUGGACUUAUCAUUCCACCUAUUGACGUGCUUCGAUCUCAACAACUGUCAUUCCUUAAAUAUCAGUGUCUAGAAAAUGACACUGAACAGUCAAACACCGACGAAUUUCGGCCUGUAUCUGAAGAGGAUAGAAAUGAGUUCCUGUUGCAGCAGAACUCCAAUUUCAAGCAUGGUCGCGCUUGCCAUGUCCUGAUUGAAAACCAAAAUCUGACCAUCGAUUAUCUUUCUUUGGAGCAAACUUCGCCAAACAGCUGGACAGGCUUCCGCAUGAUGAUGCCCAAGCUGGCAGGAAAGAUUGUGCCAAAAGGCCUUAUAGAUGAGAUAUCUUGCUUUCUCGCAAUGUAUCCUCGGGACAUCCUCCCCCCAACCUUUGCUCUGGCUAUGUGCAUUGUAUGGUGUCGCAUACGCUCGGACCCAGAUUGUCAACCUGAAUUGGCUGUCAAAAAGGUUCGAAUUGUCGACGGAGACAUCAAACGCCCAGUUCCCUACACUGAUCUUGCAGUUUUUCUUCUCUAUUCCGCCCACUUUUUCCGCUUUCACGAGGAACACAAACUGGCGGCGUACGGUCACAUUUUCAGAUACGCCGACUUGAUGUACAAGAAAGACAUCAGCCAUGACAAGGCAUUUAACAUUGUUUCCAGCCAAAUCUGCGAGGAAAAAAUUAUCAAACACGUUAAUAUGAUGAAUCUUGCCGACAAGGACUGGUUGGAGAUUGUUCCACCCUCGUGGGAGGGUUCGACGCUUACUAUGCCAGCCAACAGUGGCCCCAGAGCCCCUAGGUCCAAGGAGACCACGGUCUCACUUAUGAUGCCAGACAUUUACACUCUGGGCUUCCCGAAUUAUCAGAACCAACUCAAGAAGGAUUAUGGAGAUGUACUGCAAGAAAUAAGAGUCCAUAAACUCUGGGUUCCGAAAUAUGUUCUCGACAAAAGCGGUGUACCCUCAGAUGAACAACAGAGUCGCUUUUCCCCUAAAGAACUACGGCGAUAUCACAAAGGCAACAUAAAUCAGCUUUGGACCGUGCCAGUCACAGAAGCUAACUUGCUCAGCGUUCAGCAACAGUUAAUUCUUCUGAAUCUCCUGAAGGAGGAUAUGGCAGAUGACAAGAACAUAGCAGAAUGCCUCCGACCACUAAAAGAGUUGAUGAUUGCCAAGGGCAAACAUUUGACCAAGUCACUAGCUAUGGAGCUUAUGAGAGUCCACAGCAAGUUGAUGAGAGAUGAGGUGGACAAGAUCAAGGCUUUCGGACAGGGAUCCGAUAAAGGACACGGCACGUUUACUGACCAGGUCCUCAAGCCUUGCUGCCUGCUUUUGGGAAUUGUGUUUCCUGAAACUCCUGAUGCGGCUAUGAAAGCAAUCGGGCGUCUGGACGAAGAGCUCGAUAAGGCCAUUGCAACCGCCAAGUUUCUUCACUCCGAAGGUUGUCAGGACGCUAGAAUAAUGCAGGCUGCCAGUCAGAAGCUGCUCGAUUCCCAGAGUCUUUUAUACGCUUCUCGAUUCAUCUUGUUCCUUGAGAGGCUGUCUGGGGUUGAGCUCAGUGCGGCUGAUGAGGAACGAUGGACAAGAUUGUUUGGACAGCCGUACCGAGCAAACUAA